Closterium sp. NIES-67 is the source of this 821-nucleotide messenger RNA. NCBI's taxonomy places the organism in Eukaryota, Viridiplantae, Streptophyta, Zygnematophyceae, Desmidiales, Closteriaceae. The record is from the annotation of a GenBank genome assembly.
AGCCUUAAUGUUUAAUGGUGACUACGGGAAUGGACUGCAACCCAUCGCCUACCUCAGCCAGAAACUGCACGGGGCAGAACUAAAUUACCCGAUACAUGACAAAGAGGCUUUUGCUAUUAUCAUCGCAUUCAAAACGUGGAGAUUUUAUCUCGAAGGACGAAAAACAACCGUCUACAUUGAUCACUGCAUCCUAAAAUAUUUGAAGACACAACCAAACCUCUCCAGGCGGCAGGUCCGGUGGAUUGACUUCCUCGAGAUGCACUUCCACUACGACAACGUGUACAAGCCUGACCACAAAAACAAAGCAGAUGCUCUCAGCCGGCCUGGACAUGUUGCCACUAUCCAGGUCGAACGGAUGAACCCGCUACUCAAGGAAAUCUUCACACACGGGUACACCAUUGACCCCGAAAUUCCCUUAGCAGAGAAUAAGUUCUGGAAGGAACUUAUGUCUAUGCUUGAGACCAAACUCGCCAUGUCAUCCGCAUACCAUCCCCAGACAGAUGGACAGACUGAGCGUCUCAACCGAAUUGUAGAGCAGCUUCUUCAAGCAGCAUGCAAGGACGAAAUCUCUAAAUGGAACUUGCAUCUGCCCGUCAUGGAGUUUGCCUACAACAACGCCACUCACGUCACUACUGGACAGACGCCGUUUUUCCUCUAUUACGGACACAACCCACUCACCCCACAAAAAUUGACAGCACCAGCCACAAAUGAGACCUAGAAGGCGACGGACUAGGGGCAUGGACAUCACAUACCUGUUUCAAAGCCGCUAAUUACCCCGUAGAACGAUGCAGGCCGCCUUAGCAAUCAGGCCACUUGUUUAC